AUGUCAGUUCCAUCUUGUGUGCAAGAGCUUUUGGCUAAGUUGGAAGAACUUCCAUGGGUUGAAUACCAAGUUCCUAGUGUCGAGAGACCAUUUGGUUUGCAUUUAUGGCCAAUUUUCAGCAAAGGUUUCGAAGCUGUUGCGGGAUAUCCAGCUGACGAGUUCCAAUUCAUUCAUAACAAGACCCUAAUGGCCAAUGGUUAUCAUGCUAUUGCUGCUAUUAUCGUGUACUACAUUGUAAUUUUUGGAGGCCAAGCGCUAUUGCGUAAGGCUAAUGCUGCCCCAUUGAAAUUGAACUUCUUGUUCCAGUUGCACAAUUUGGUGUUGACCAGUGUUUCUUUGGGUUUGUUGUUGUUAAUGAUCGAACAAAUUCUUCCAAUGAUCUACCACCACGGUCUUUUCUAUGCUAUUUGUUCUAAGGAAGCUUUCGCUCCAAAAUUGGUUACUUUGUACUACUUGAACUACAUGACUAAGUUCUUGGAAUUGUUCGACACUGUCUUUUUGAUCUUGAAGAGAAAGAAGUUGUUGUUCUUGCACACCUACCACCAUGGUGCUACCGCAUUGUUGUGCUACAGUCAAUUGCAAGGUAAAACUUCCAUUGAAUGGUUAGUCAUUAUGUUGAACUUGGGUGUCCACGUCGUCAUGUACUGGUACUACUUCCUCAGCUCCAGAGGUAUCAGAGUCUGGUGGAAGGAAUGGGUCACCAGAUUCCAAAUCAUUCAAUUCUUGAUUGACUUGGUCUUCGUGUACUUCGCUACUUACACCUUCUACGCUGACAAGUACUUCCCUGACAUUCUACCAAACAAGGGUACCUGUUACGGUACUGAAUCUGCUGCUGCAUACGGUUAUCUGAUCUUGACAUCUUACUUGGUGUUGUUCAUCUCCUUCUACAUUCAAUCCUACAGAAAGGGUGCAUCCAAGAAGAGAGAAUCCGAAGCCAAGGCUGCUGCUGCUAACAAGGCCGCUUCUGCAACUACCACCGGUGCUCAGACCCCACAAAAGUCUAAGGGCAAAGGUAAGAGCUCCAAGAGAGUUUAG
Molecule: messenger RNA, 1035 nt
Organism: Kluyveromyces marxianus DMKU3-1042
Lineage: Eukaryota; Fungi; Ascomycota; Saccharomycetes; Saccharomycetales; Saccharomycetaceae
Gene: ELO3
Product: fatty acid elongase ELO3
Exons: 1
Coding region: 1-1035 (344 amino acids)
Biological process (GO): very long-chain fatty acid biosynthetic process; sphingolipid biosynthetic process; fatty acid elongation, polyunsaturated fatty acid
Cellular component (GO): endoplasmic reticulum membrane
Molecular function (GO): fatty acid elongase activity
Source: RefSeq, a predicted model, not a curated record